UGGCGCGGCAAUGCAAAGUUUAUCCACAAACCAAACGCUAAAACAGCUAUUUAUUACCACAGAUGAGCAAUAACAUUGAGUUAUUUUAUGUAACAUCGCCUCCGAUCGUACACUUACACGAUCAUCGAGCAUUGGCGGAGCCGUCAGAGAGAAUGAGGACGGAAGUUUGUUUGGUUCAUGUGUGAGUUGGCGGUAAAUUUGAGCUAAAAGUUAACCGGUUUGUUGUCACUCAGUUGCUUUUAUCAGCCGCUUGAGCUGGACCGAGAUGAGCUCUUCAAGGGAAAUCAGGCAGCUGGAGAAGGCGAAGAGCAAAGCUCAGGCCAGCAACAACCUGCGGGAGGAGGCGAACAUCUGCAACCAGCUGGGAGAGCUGCUGGCCCGCAGCGGGAACUAUGAGGCAGCCAUCAGUGAGCACCAGCAGGAGCUGAGUCUGUCUGAAGCCUUAAAAGAUGUGAUUGGACGAGCUGUGGCCUGCCGUAAAAUAGGGGAGUGCUAUGCAGAGAUGGGAAAGAUCGAUGCAGCUUUGAAGCACCAGCACUGUCACCUGGACCUGGCUCGCUCCGUCAGGGAUCACGCUGAAGAACAAAGAGCCUGGGCCACCAUCGGCCGGACGUAUCUCUUCCGGUAUGAAUCAGACCAGUCCAGGAAGAGUUUAAAACAAGCAGCAGAUGCUUUCAGGAAGAGUUUGGACAUUGUGGAUGAGCGUCUGCAAGGGAAAGUGCAUGAGCGAGAAAUCGGUGAGAUGAAGGCUCGUUUGUUUCUCAAUCUUGGUCUGGUCGCCGAUCAUCUUGGAGAGUCCCAAAGCUGCAGCGAGUUCAUCCGACGCAGUGUCUUUAUUGCUGAGAAGAAAAAUCUGAUAGAAGAUCUCUACCGUGCAAACUUUAACCUGGGCAACAUCUAUUUCCGUAACGGUCAACACUCGAGUGCCGUCCGCUGCUUGGAACAAGCCAAGGAGUGCGCCAGGAAGAUGAAAGACAAGUUCACUGAGAGCGAGUGCUUUCACUCCAUCGGCAAGGUGCAGCUGUCUCUGGGGGAUUUUGUAGCAGCCCGGCGAUCUCUGAAGAGAGCGCUCCAGCUCGGUUCCCAGCAGGCUCAAGACAAACAGGCAGUGAAGAAAGCGUUCAAAUAUGCUGACCAGGGCUUUAGGUUGGAGGAGGAGUGGGGGGAAGAUCAGGGCAGAAGACUGGGCUCCCAUCAGGCCGUGGAGCUGGCCGAGCAGCUCGGGGACCUCUAUUGUAAGGUCGGCUGCUACAGCAAAGCUCUGGGGGCCUAUCAGGCUCAGUUGCAGAAAGCGGAGGCGAUGGGAAAGCAUCCCAGGGAGCUGGCUGUCAUCCACGUAUCUCUGGCUGCGACACACACCGACCUGAGACAGCACAGCAAGGCGGCCGACCACUACAGGAAGGAGCUGGAUUUACGACAGGGCAGCUCUAAGGAGGAGUGCAAGACGUGGCUGAACAUCGCAGCAGCUCAGGAGGAGAACGGCUGCACCUGCGAGGACUUAGACGUCAGUUACAGCGCAGCUUUACGCUGCGUUCAACCUUCGGGGCCGGCCAGACUCCAGAAGCGCGUGCUGAGGCUCUGGCUGGCGUCCCAGCGGCGCAGCGGCUCAUCGGAUGCCGACGACACUGAAGCGAGGCUGCGUGAGCUGUGCGCUUCACAGGGCUGGAGUCCUGAGGGAAGUGACGGGGAGGAGGAGGACGAGGAGGAGGAGAUGGACAACAGUGAACCACAAAAUGACAGUGAUGUCAUUCUCUCAGACUCAGAUGAGGAUUUGGAGGGUUAUGACAAGAUGGUGUCGGGAAGAAGGAAGGCGGGCAGGUGGAACAAGAGAAACGAGAAGGGGGAAACGUCGCUCCACAGAGCCUGCAUUGACGGAAACCUGAAGCAGGUCCAGUAUCUGGUGGAGCAGGGUCACCCAGUGAAUCCCAGGGACUAUUGUGGCUGGACGCCCCUUCAUGAGGCCUGCAACCACGGUCACUAUGACAUCGUAGGGUUGCUGCUUGAGCGCGGCGCCAACAUCAACGAUCCCGGCGGCCCCUUGUGUGAGGGCGUGACUCCGCUGCAUGACGCCCUCGCUUGUGGGAAUUUAAAAGUUGCACGCAUUCUGGUGGAAAGUGGGGCUUCCGUCAUGCAGAAAAACUCCAAGGGUGAAUCGGCUAUGGACACCCUGAGCCAUUGGACGAGGACGUACAGGAGGGAGCUGGACGAGGAGACGAGGCGCGAGUGUGUCGCUACAGAGAAGCUGCUGAGGAAGGCCCUGGAAGGAGGAGUGCCUGCUGCCGCGGCCGCAGCCAAGCCUUUCGACGCCCUGAAGGACAGCCAGCUGUUUGAUGCGGAGAACUCGGAGCCGCUGUCGGCCACCGGAGGGAGCUGUUCCUCCGGCCAAGACCGUUCCCGGAACAGCAGGAGCUCGGACGCCAAGGCGGCGGCCGGCAGCCCCAGACGGCGGCAGAGCAAUGGCUCGUCCCAGAGACACAGAGCCAGAGGAACGGAGGCUGAUGUUCUGUACGGGAUCCAGAGCAGCAGCUCAGACGAUGGCGACUCUGACGGGGCGGUGAGCCCUCUUCGUCCUGUCCGUCCUAGACGCCCUUUCCCAGCAGCCCCGAGUCAAACGGAGGUUCCACCGAGCAAGGAGCCUCCUCCGGUUCCCAGCUCGAGCCGAGAGAGUAGCAGGGAGGCCCCGCCGCCGUCCGUGUUCAGGAGAGAGGAGUACCACAGUGCCAUCCGCGGCUUAGGCAGCGCCAAAACUCUUCUCCAGGGCUUCACGCAGCCUCAGUUCUCCAGCACACCGGCUGUUUCAUCCAGCAGCAGAUCUGCUCUUGUUCCUGAGGACGAGUACAUGGCUGAUGACUGGUUGGAUGAUGAUGUGGGGGAAAUGCAUCCCAAGAAAAAGAGAAGGCUUCGAAUGGAGCACAGGGAGGAAAAUAAUGAGUCUGUAACUGCGAGAAGUCAAAACAAGCAGUUUAAUUCAGAUACAGCCUGCAGAGGCUCUGCAGCUGACCUCUCCUCCUCCUCAUCCUCCAGUCGGGGCCCCACCGCCAGAAAGAACGGCUCACUGAAGGCUCAUCAGGCCAAAAUGACUCAGAUGCCGGGGAUGCUCAGGUUAGGCAGGCGAGAGGUCAACAGGUCACACAGCCCCACUGUGACGGAUGACGAGGACAUGAGGCCGAGCACGCCUCCACCUCCUCCACAAAUACACGCUCAGCCUCCAGCACAAGCUUUGCCUUUGCCGAUCAGAAUGAGAGUCAGAGUCCAGGAGGAUGUUUUCCUCAUCCCAGUCCCGCAAAGCGAGGCAGAUUCCUGCACCGUGUCAUGGCUGUGUGAGCAGGCAGCUCGGCGGUUUUACCAGAAAUGUGGCCUCCUGCCUCGUCUAUCGCUGCAGAAGGAAGGGGCUCUGCUCUCCCCACAGGACCUGCUGCUGAUGGUGCUGCAGACCAAUGAAGAGGUUCUGGCUGAAGUCUGCUCCUGGGAUCUCCCUCCUCUUCCAGAGCGCUACAAGAAGGCCUGCGAGAGCCUGGCAGUGGAAGAGAACAGGCGCGUCACCCGUCUGUGUGAGGUGCAGGACGGGAGCUCCUCCGUCUCCGUCUGCGGCCUCGGUUUGGCCCCCUCGUCUCUCAACCCGCUGCUGCGCGCCCUCAAACUGCAGGCCAGCCUCAACGAGCUGCGCAUUUCAGGCAACCGGAUCUCCGCCGACCUUCUCCCUGAACUGGUUGCCACGGCGAUCACCAUGCCUCGGCUCCGACUGCUGGACAUCUCUGCCAAUUCCAUAACGGGGGAAGGGCUGGAGAAAGCUGUCAAUGCUCUGAAGGGACAGAGCCACCCUGCGUUCCCGUGCCUGGAGGAGCUUGAUCUCAGCAUGAACCCUCUGGGCGACAUCGUGUCCCAGUCUCUGUCCAGUCUGCUGUCCUGCUGCCCCGUGCUGGCGAAGCUGUCUCUGCAGGCCUGCGGCCUCACGGCUCGCUUCCUCCAGCAUCAUCGGCUGGUGCUCGCCAGCGCUCUGGCAGGUACAGGUCACCUAAAAUCUCUGUCCCUAUCCCACAAUGCACUGGGCUCUACUGGCUUUGAGCUGGUAUUGAAGACUCUGCCCAUCCACUGUCUCACACACCUGGAUCUGUCUGCUGUCCGCAGAGGUCCUGCCGACUACCCACCGCUGGAGCAUCUCUCCAACGUCCUGUCACAGGAUGAAUGUUCUUUGACUCACCUGAGUCUGGCAGCAAACGGGUUGACAGACAGCGACGUAGCCAUCCUGGCCAGGUGCCUGCCGUCGUGUCCCAGUUUGGUGAGUCUGAACCUGUCAGGAAACCCCUCUGUGACUUCAGCGGGACUUCACAACAUCCUGAUGUCCAUCAGAGAGGCCUGUCGACCGUUGAAGCUUCUAAACCUUCAAGGUUGUCAGGUGUCUGGUCCCUGGGACAGUGAAGAAUUGGACGGUCUGUCCAAGAUGGUCCUGGAUCUGCGUCUUUGCUCCCAGGGCUUGAACAAGCUGGAUCGACAGGCCUUAAAGGAGAGCUGGGACAAGACCCAGCCGCACGGAUGCUCGCUGGACCGGAACGCCAAGUGCCUGCUCUCUUCCGCAUCCUCCUAACGGGAGACCUGGGCCUCUCUGAUGAUGUUAUAGCUUCCGGCAUCUUCUUUCCUUCUUAAUUGCUGAAGAACUUUUGAGUCAGCUAUUGUAAUAAAGUUGAUCUGCGGAGCGAAACCUCGAGACAACAUUCAGAAGAUGUCUGGUUUUUGUAUUUUGUAUUUAUUUACGUGUACUUGUGCAGAAAGAUUUGUCUCUGUUUGCCCUUAAAUCGUUGAAUUACGGUGCGAUUUGCAUUAAAAAGAACAAUAAAAAUAAAAAAAGAUUUGUAGCUUCAUUUUUACACCUGUGACUGGUUCCUUCAAAUUAUACAGGUUUAACAGUUGAUGUGAAGUGCAGAUCAUACAAAGGGCCUAUGCUUGCUACAAAGUUUAGAGAUGUGUUUAUCGUGGUUAAACUGGUUUUAGUUUGAACAUUUUACUCUAGUUUAUGUUGUCGCAUACGUACAGCUU
Molecule: messenger RNA, 5034 nt
Organism: Cololabis saira (Pacific saury)
Lineage: Eukaryota; Metazoa; Chordata; Actinopteri; Beloniformes; Belonidae
Gene: tonsl
Product: tonsoku-like, DNA repair protein
Exons: 28
Coding region: 266-4585 (1439 amino acids)
Molecular function (GO): protein binding
Source: RefSeq, a predicted model, not a curated record